UUAUAUAUAAUCUCAAAAUUGUACUUCUAAGCAUCAUAUUUGACAAGAACUCAAGAUAACCUUAGCAAAUACGAAAAAAUAAGGUCAAUGGUUGAUCAUAUGACCCUUUCUCAUUUGAUCUCUUGUAGCCGAUUAAACCAACUUCAAAAGAAAUGAUUGCAGCAAUCGGAGCGAAUAAAGUAGUUUUGGUAACCGGAAGUAGUUCUGGGUUCGGAGCGGCAACCGCAGUCAAAUUUGUGGAGAAGGGAGCUCGGAAGGUCGUCAUUACAGCCAGAGGGCUGGAGGGUCUCGAGGACACGAAACAGAGAUGUCUGGAAGCUUCAGAAGAUGCGGAUGUUUUCAUUGUUAAAGGUGACUUGACUAAAACAGAGGACUGUGACAAUUUGGUCAACAAAACGAUUAAUAAGUUCGGGAGAAUCGACGUGCUUGUCAAUAACGCAGGAGCGAAUAUCCUGGGCGGCCCCAUAACUUCCCAAGACGUUGAGAAAUAUGACGUCAUGUUUUCUAUCAAUGUUCGAGCCGUAUACUAUCUCACUUACCUGUGUAUUCCCUAUCUGCGUGCAACACGAGGCAACAUUGUCAACAUUUCCAGCAUUGCUGGCUCUAUACCUAUUCAGAACUGCAUUCUCUACUGCAUGACGAAAUCCGCCAUUGAAAUGUUCACUAAGUGCCUAGCCGCAGACGAAGGUGUACAUGGGGUGCGGGCUAACUGUGUUGCGCCCGGAGUUAUUCUCAACGGGUUCCAUCAGCGAUUCGGCAUGUCUGACGACGACGUCGAGGGUCUAAAGGAGCGGGUAAAAGUUAGUCAUCCGGGAAACGGAGGGAGAUUGGGCGAAAAUGAAGAUGUCUCCAAAGUUAUUGUAUUUCUGGCCAGCAAUGAAGCUUCAUUCGUCACAGGACAAAUAAAUCUGGUCGACGGAGGGUUCAGCUGCUACAAUCCAAUUUAAAAGUCUGACUUGAUUGAAAAACGAAUUGAAAAACGUCGGGGAAAACAAAUAAAUUUAAACUUAACUUCAAUUUACAAAUUGAUCAAUAAUCUAUUUCAAAUUUAUAAUAUAUCUAUAUCAAUGUUUUUA
This is a messenger RNA of Symsagittifera roscoffensis, 1076 nucleotides long. Its product is annotated as 17-beta-hydroxysteroid dehydrogenase 14-like. Lineage: Eukaryota; Metazoa; Xenacoelomorpha; Acoela; Convolutidae. Bases 153 to 947 code for a protein of 264 amino acids. Gene Ontology annotation, molecular function: oxidoreductase activity. The transcript has 3 exons. The record is from RefSeq and is a predicted model, not a curated record.